Knipowitschia caucasica is the source of this 288-nucleotide messenger RNA. The record is from the annotation of a GenBank genome assembly. Lineage: Eukaryota; Metazoa; Chordata; Actinopteri; Gobiiformes; Gobiidae.
AUGGACCCCACAACCUGCAGGGGGGGGGGGGGGGGGGGGGGGGGGGGGGGGGGGGGGGGGAUUAAUAUAUAUGGGGGGGGGGGGGGUGGGGGGGGGUGGGGGGGGGGGGGGGGGGGGGGGGGGGGGGGGGGGGGGGGGGGGGGGGGGGGGGGGGGGGUGGGGGGGGGGGGGGGGGGGGGGGGGGGGGGGGGGGGGGGGGGGGGGGGGGGGGGGGGGGGGGGGGGGGGGGGGGGGGGGGGGGGGGGGGGGGGGGGGGGGGGGGGGGGGGGGGGGGGGGGGGGGUGGUAA